Messenger RNA from Synchiropus splendidus (mandarinfish), 5731 nucleotides. It is a transcript of the gene kcnq1.1, whose product is annotated as potassium voltage-gated channel, KQT-like subfamily, member 1.1. Bases 8 to 1840 code for a protein of 610 amino acids. Gene Ontology annotation, cellular component: membrane. Gene Ontology annotation, molecular function: voltage-gated potassium channel activity; protein binding. Lineage: Eukaryota; Metazoa; Chordata; Actinopteri; Syngnathiformes; Callionymidae. Gene Ontology annotation, biological process: transmembrane transport; potassium ion transport. The transcript has 16 exons. The record is from RefSeq and is a predicted model, not a curated record.
AGUGACCAUGGAGCUGAAGGAGACAACUUUUGAAGUCACCGAUCGGACUUUCAGCAACGAAUCGCAUUCCAGACGAGCUCGGAUGGCAGUGGACAAGACUCCCCCGGCCACUCACGGGGUUUACCUCCACCCCUACUUGUCUCAUCCGCGAAUGUCCGUCCGCACGUCGGUGUACAGCACGGGAGCGCGUCCUCCGCUGACCUGCGCCUCCAUCCAGGGACGAGUCUACAACUUCUUGGAGAGGCCGUCAGGAUGGACGUGCUUUGCCUAUCACUUCCUCGUGUUCCUGAUGGUUCUUGCUUGUCUGGUUCUGAGUGUUCUCACUACAACCCCGGAGUUUCAUGUACUGGCUCACAUGUACCUCUUCUGGGUGGAGGUCUUCCUUGUGGUCUUCUUUGGAGCCGAAUACAUACUCCGUCUCUGGUCAGCAGGUUGCCGCAGCAAGUAUGUUGGCUUAUUGGGACGACUGCGCUUUGCCAGGAAGCCGAUUGUCGUAAUUGACCUGAUUGUUGUCAUUGCCUCUUUAAUUGUGCUGUUAGUCGGAACCAAUGGACAAGUUUUUGCUGCGUCUGCUGUGAGAGGGAUCCGUUUCCUGCAGAUCCUGCGGAUGCUUCACGUUGAUCGACAGGGGGGAACAUGGCGUCUUCUGGGAUCAGUUGUUUACAGCCAUCGGCAGGAGCUCAUCACAACCUUGUACAUUGGCUUCCUAAGCCUGAUCUUCUGCUCAUACUUGAUCUAUUUGGCUGAAAAAGAAGUGAACAAGGCCUUUGUUAGUUACGCUGAUUCACUGUGGUGGGGAGUGAUAACUGUGACCACCAUUGGUUAUGGGGACCUGAUUCCGAUGACCUGGAUGGGGAAAGCCAUUGCGUCAUGCUUCUGUGUCUUUGCCAUUUCCUUUUUUGCUCUUCCAGCUGGAAUCUUGGGCUCUGGCUUUGCCUUAAAGGUCCAGCAGAAGCAAAGACAGAAACAUUUCAACAGGCAGAUACCUGCUGCCGCAAGUCUCAUCCAGAACGCCUGGAGAUGCUUCGCUGUGGAGAAACAGGAUUCUGUCUCACUCAAGGUGUUUUUAAAGAGACGGUCUAACUUAUCAGCUACAUCCAUGUCAACGGCAAAGAAAAUGGGGAAGUCGAAGAACAAGACGAAGACAGUUGAAAAGGACAACUGUCCGACUGCUCCCGUGUAUCCCGGCAUUGCGCUUGAUGGACGGUGGGAACCACGCUCUGAUGUCAGUGGCUCGGUUGGAGCAGGACAAAGGAACAGCGACCUGCUGGAUCCUCAGAGCUUUGCUGAGGACCUGGAACAGGAGUGCGAGCUGGACAGCCAACUUACACCUGCAAGCACUCUGUCACAGUUGACACAUUCUCACCGGAGCGCCAUCAGGGUUAUUCAGAGGAUCCGUUUCCACGUGGCAAAAAGAAAAUUUCAGCAAGCACGGAAACCAUAUGACGUCCGGGAUGUGAUUGAGCAGUACUCCCAAGGUCACCUCAACCUUAUGGUGCGAAUCAAGGAGGUGCAGAGGAGACUGGACCAGUCUUUAGGGGAGACAUCUCUGUUCCAAAUAAAUGCAGAUCGAACCAGUGACCAAAGCGGCAACUCCAUUGGAUCCAGACUCAGUCGAAUGGAGGACAAAAUGAUACACAUGGAGAACAUGCUGAGCAACAUGUCGAGAUCACUCUCAGUCCUGUGCGGUCGAAGCAACAUUGCAGAGAUCAGUGCAGAGGGAAGGACGCAACUCCAGCCGGGACAGUCGCCCGAUGACCACAGUCGGGACAGCCUGCCCAGCUACAGCCAGCUGUCAUCUUUGCCCUAUGGCAUGGGGAGCAACAGCGCCAUCCAUUAGAGCAGAAGCUGAUAACAUCUGUUUAAUGCUGACUGAGUCCACUGGAUGAAACUGUGCUGAAAUCCUUUUUAUCAGCAUGUUGUAACCCUGAUAGUAUGAGAAAACACCUAGGAGAUUUAACCUCAGUUUCCAAAGUACAUAACGUCCAUCGACAAGAGAAAACUUUAUUAUCCAGUUAUGAAUGUGCCUUUUUUUUUUACCUUUUAUAUAAAUGUUGCAUCACUAUUCAGCAGCGUCUUUUAUCCCACUGACUUAUAAAUAACAAAAAGCAUGGCUAUUACCCUGGACUAUAAGCAUGUGACCUGAGGGCAGCAGAUGGUGACCUUUUCCUUGCAGGCCAUCCACAGGGUGUCCAUACAUUCCUUCACACAAGUGGCCCGUGUGGAUAAAGGCACAACUGACCAUCUGCCUUCUGGUGUCCACAACAAUGGACCCCACCCUUCCUAAAGUGUGCUUCGCUCUCUUGGCCUUUGUGCUGUUUUCGAGGAGGGUCUGACUUCAAAUGGGUAAUUGGUGCUGUUGCUUCGGAAUUACAGGAUACCACUGCAGCUGUCAUCCGUUGGCAAAACAGCCAGGCCAAAGACUUUUUCAACCAAUAUGCACCUUAACAUGCAUUUAUUGUUAUUGGAGUUUUAGCGUAGGAGUCUACCUGACUGUUGUUUUUAACACAUGAUCAUCGAUGACCAUCUCUAACAAUUUAUUCAUGGAGUUUGUUCAUUUUGGAAUCAGUCAAACAUGUAUAAACCAAGCAACAUCUUUCCCUUGAUACGCUAAAAUGUUUCACCUUCCAGUGUUAUUUCGUGAUGCCCUAAUAGAAAUCCCUCGGAGCGUGACGUCGUGGCGCUGAGGUGACUAAUGAACGUAAAAGCAUGAAGACACGCUCAAGUAAAGAUCCUUAAAACAUAGCCAGGGCUCGUUCCAGUAUGCAUUUAUCGCCUAUUAAUCAAUCUGAGAUGUAAACACGUCUGAAGAAAUAUUGAUUUCUUGCUAAAUUGAUUCUUCAUUUGUGGUUGAUGAACUAAGCAGCUAGUCAUUUUCUUGUUAAAAGAAAAGCAAUUGCAUUAAUGGGAGACUAAAGACUUGGGUGGAGAGGAGGGGGUUGGGCCCUUGGGGAGCUUGGGAAAUACAUUUGUGUCAACUGUUACAUGAUAUUGAUAAAUGAAGUAGAAGGAGCCAUUUGAGAUGCCAUGAGAGCCGAGUUUGCAUUAAUGUGGAAUGUAAUGUGGAAACUUGUUUUGGUGGAAACAGCAGGUUUGGUUCAGGCACAUGCCAGUGACAUAGGAAGCUUAGCGUAAAAGGGCUGACUCAGUAGAAAGUCUUGUAGAAAAGACCUGGGGGGUGGAGAAGCCCCCGGGCUGAUUUGCAGGUGAAAUAAAUGGCACACUCUGCUUUUGUGGCCAUUGUGCUGCACUCUGGCCAGAUGGCCUCUUGUGAUUCCUGAUGGUUGAAUGACGUGCAAGGGGGGUGUAUUUAUCAAUCGGUCAGCCUUCAUCCCUCAUACUUGGCCAAGUGUGCUGCUUUCAUUGUGGUCGGUGUUGAUAAUGUGUGUUUUUGGGGUUGAAUCUGAUGUGCUUUAUGCCCAUUUUCUUACAUUUGACUGUCAAACUUAAAAAAGGUUUUUUAAAAUCAAAGACAACACCUGACAACAACUGGAAUUAAGUGUAAAAUGUGGGCUUUUUAGAGCACUGAAUCGAAUUAUUUUACCAGUAAUAAUAAUUGUAGGAAUAAUAAUGGAAUGUAAAUUUAUGUUUUAUUGUUAUAUAAUAGCGCGAGCAUAAAAAUGAUUUUUCGAAGUUCUUUAAGUCAAUAAACAUAUCACAUAGUUCAGAUAGUGUGUGGGCAAAUAAGCGGAAAUGAAGCAAAAGUUUUUGAAAAGACUUUUCUUUUUUUUUUAUUAUUAAAAUAGCAACAUCUCUUGUUAUUUACAAGGCAGUAGCUCAAAAUAGUGCUUUAUAUUUGCUCCAUUAUAAUAUGUUUUCAUCAACAGACAAGAAACAAAUACGAACACCAAAACAAAAUAGUACUAUAAAUUAAACAAACAGAAACAUCCAAUGACUUUAAAUAAAAAUAAGGAUUUAAAUAAAAUAAAUAAAUCAGAAGGGCAGACGUUAAGAAGAGAAAUGAGCAUCCAAGCAUUCACUUUGUUGCACAUACUUGCUAACGUUGAACAUCUAAUACAUGUUCUUAUAUUGUGAAAAGACAAUCAGACAAGAAAAAGAAAACAAUGAAAACACUAAAAAGAAAGGAGAGGAAGUCUGAGUUUGUGGCACAUGAUGCAAAAAUAGUGCAGUUUACAUAGCAGGGUCCGUUGUAGUUGUUGAGUUGAGUCCAAUAAGUGUUGUUUUUCCAGGCGUUCAUCGGAUUGUUUUGCACAACAAAGCUUCAGUUGAACUUGUGUGCAGGAAUUUUACCUUCACCUCUGAAGUCUUCCUGCGUUUCACAAAGAAAUCUAUCAAGAAAAAAAAGAGAGGUUAUUUAAUUAUUCAGGUUUUUCUACUGGUCCGUGUUCAUUGUUUGCUUCUCUCUCUUACCUGUAAUUCUGGCAUUGUUCCUGGACACGCUGGAGGUUUUUGUUAGCUUCCUCUUGACACGGAGCGGGGUCACUUCUGUGUUUUUCUUUGGUGUGUUGGAGAUGCUGGAGCAGUUCUCCUGGUUGGUGGUUUCCUCACAGCGGAUCAGAAUUUCAGUUUCAGCAGCCUCAUCCGUCUGUGAUGACUGUUGGUAGAAAUCAGCUGCAGAGCCUCCCUGGAUUUCCACCCACUGGAAUCGGCCCGGCAGUGGAGUUUCUGUCUGGAAGUCGAAGUUCCAGCGCUGGUUGUCUUGCUCAGAGAUCUCCUUUAAUCUUUGCUUUAAGUCUUGACGCAGUUUAUCAUGGUCUACUGGACCAAACAAACUUCUGCGGACUGACUCCUUGUGUCUGAAGCUGGCCAUCUUUGAAAAUCCAAGUAGUUCCUCUGUCUCGUCCUUGUUGCUCUGGAAUCUUUGCAUCUGCAGAGACAUUUAAAGGCUGCAAGCCACAGUGUCUGUUUGUACACAAAGAGUGGUGAAUGCUUAUUGGCUGAAGGUGGCUGAAUAGGAAGGAUAAGGUGUGGAGGAGGGGUGGUUCAGGGGGGUCAUGGAUUUUGAAUGGGAGACAACUGAGGACUCAACAAAAGGUCAUUUGUUUGUCCUGGUUUGUCUUCAAGUGAAUCGCCAACGAUUGCUGAAGAAUAACUUUUUUUUCAUACUAAAUGGUCGAUUGGAUUUCCAUUUUUUCCGUUAAAUGAUCUCAGAUUGAUCUAAAUCGUAUGAAAAAUAAUGGUGUUUAGUUGCUAACUGAGUGGAAAUGGACCUCUAGCCAUUAGAGAAGCACGAUGGUGGUGAGGAUGAAUUCACAUUACUUUUUCAUUUUGAAAAAGAAGCUGAGAUGGAUUCAGCUACACAAAAGGCGGAAAGAACUACAAACUGCUGACGGCUCAUGCAGAAAAGAGUGGCCAUGAACGGUGUGUCCUUCAAUGAAAUACUCGACAAUUCUAAGCAGAGAUGUUUACAAUUCUAUUAAGAAUGUGUUUGUGAAUGAGGAAGAACAGAAUCCCAUUUCAUUUAAAUAAAAUACUCAUCCUACAGGGUCUGUUAGUAAUCCUUGAUACCAGACGCUUUCUAUUGUCCAAGUGCUAGAAUGAUCUUUCUUUUUUCUGCAACCAUCCUGGUCACACAAGUGUGCUGUUUACAUCAACAGGCUUUCUCCGACCUGAUAUCCAGGUUGUUAUGCGACACGUUCUUGUCUGCAAGGCUGAUUCUUCAGUGAAGUUUGUAAAGUUUGAUGUUUAUAUAAACCAUUGGAAGGAACAAUCUGGACCGAAGGAGGUGGGCAACUUUUCACCACUAUUGUGCAUCACUAUAACAUAAAAA